UCUAUCUGUGUCUAUUAAUAUAUAAAUCUAUGGGAUUUACGGAGAGCCUAUGUGCAGUCUAAACUAUAGUCAUGGCAUUUAUCAGGACAAACGCGCAAUGUAAAGAAAGGUUUUCGCUCCUGUUACUGGAUCUUGAGGAGUAUUAUUUUGAACAGCACAUAGCAUACCAUGUGACAAGUACUUCUAAUACCAAAAGAAAAAUACGAGGUUCAUUCAAAGUUUGCUCCAAAUCGGUUAUUUUUGAACCUGAAGACGUUGUGGAGCCAAUUUUAAAGAUUCCACUUAGAGACUGUAAAAGCAUAAAAGCUGUUGAAGGAAGUUGUCAUGUUUUUAAUGAGACCCAACCAACAGGCCUCUCAAUCUCAUGUGGACAGGUUUAUAGUAUCAAAGCAAGCAAUGUUAUUGCACCUUACAAAAUUGAAAGGGGAAACAAGACAUUUGUCUUCCAUCUGGAGGUAACAAGUAAAACAGAGGAUGUUGUCCAAACAUUACUUCAGCUGCAACGGGCAUCUUGUCUGGACAAGCUUGCAGACCAAACUGCGAUGAUCACAGCUAAUUUGCAGUCAAGACUGGCAAGGACUUCAUUUGACAAGAACAGCUUUGAGAGUGUUGCAGAAAAAACACACAUGGAAUGUAAGGCAGAGAUGGUGACACCCCUGGUGACAAAUGCAGGCUUUGUCUGCAUAACAGAUGAAAACCUUUACUUUCAACCCCUCAAUGGUUAUCCUGAACAGGUAGUCCAAAUCAAGCUUCACAAAGUAAGAAGAAUAUACAAAAGGCGCCAGGGAUUCAGACCACUGGGACUAGAGGUCUUCUGUUCUGAAAAUGACUUCUGCUCAGACAUCUACCUGAAGUUUUACGACACCUGCGACAGAGAUGAACUCUACUAUUAUAUUGCCACAUUUCUAGAGAACCACACAGUGGAACACACGGCUGAGAGUUACAUGCUGCAAUGGCAGCGGGGCCACCUCAGUAACUACCACUACCUACUACAUCUCAAUAAUCUGGCAGACCGCAGCUGCAAUGAUCUCUCUGCAUACCCAGUCUUCCCCUGGAUCAUUUCAGACUACACAAGCACACACUUAGAUCUGACGAGUGCUUCAACAUACAGAGACCUGAGUAAGCCUGUGGGAGCACUGAACCGAGGGAGACUGGAGAGAUUGUUGAUGCGGUACAAAGACAUGCCUGAACCCCGUUUUAUGUAUGGUAGUCAUUACUCCUCUCCUGGCUAUGUGCUAUUCUACUUGGUCAGAGUGGCUCCAGAGCACAUGCUGUGUCUACAAAAUGGCCGCUACGACAACGCAGACCGCAUGUUUAAUAACAUUGGAGAAACAUGGAGAAAUUGCUUGGAAGGUGCAACAGACUUCAAAGAGUUGAUUCCUGACUUUUAUGGAGAUGAUACCGGCUUCCUUGUGAACAGUUUGAAUCUAAACUUGGGAAGAAGACAGGAUGGAAGUUGGGUUGGAGAUGUGGUUCUUCCUCCAUGGGCACAAGAUGCUAGUGAUUUUCUUCAGAAGAAUCGUCAAGCAUUUGAGAGUCAGUAUGUGUCAGAACACCUGCAUGAGUGGAUUGACCUGGUGUUUGGCUUUAAACAAAGAGGAUGUGAAGCGGUGGUGGCCCACAAUGUGUUUCAUCCCUUGACAUACGAGGGUAGCUUUGAUUGUGACAGCUUCAUGGACCCUGAUCAAAGGAUUGCCAUGUUGACACAGAUUCUUGAAUUUGGUCAAACUCCAAAGCAGCUGUUCACCAACCCUCAUCCACAGAGGAUAUCCCCUUGGGUGAACAUGUCUCAGACAGCCAGCUGCAACACAUCCCUCUCUCCAGACCUGACAGAAAGAAGCGGAAGAAUGAUCUGGACCAAUAUAACAAGUCUGAAACUGCUGUCAAGCCACAAAAUUCACAAAGAGGCGGUGACAGGUAUCACUGUGACACAAAACGGGUCAGCAGUUUUUUCAACAUCGCAAGACUCCACACUGAAAAUGUUUUCCAACGAGUCAAAUGUAUUUCAGCGGAGCAUGUCCUUCUCCAAUAUGGCUUUAUCAUCCUGCUUGAUGCUCCCUGAAGAUAAAGCUGUGGUUUGUUCCUCCUGGGAUAACAAUGUGUAUUUUUACUCCAUACCUUAUGGUAGACGGCAGGAUACUUUGAUGGGACAUGAUGAUGCGGUCAGCAAAGUGUGUUGGAUGAACGACCAGCUUUACACUGCAUCCUGGGACUCCACUGUGAAGGUGUGGAAAUGUACGUGUGCUGAUAUCUCAAGAACAAAAAGGAGCCAGCUUCAGUUGCUAGCAGAGUUUGAACAUGAUGCGGGGGUAAAUACAAUCAGCUUGAAUCCAGCUGGUACCCUUUUGGUAUCUGGAUCUAAGGAUGGAACUGCAAGCAUUUGGGACACUACUACCUUUGCAUUACUACAUCAAGUCAACUGCCACACAGGAACCAUCCACGACAUAGCCUUUAGUCCUGAUAGUAGACAUAUAUUGAGUGUAGGAGAGGACUUCUGUCUGAAGAUGCUUGACGUCCAAACGGGCAUGCUGAUCUUAUCUUUGCAAGCUGAAGAGGAGCAGAGGUGCUUCUGCUGGGAUGGAAACACAGUCCUUACCGGAGGACAGUCUGGAGACCUACUUUUCUGGAAUCUGCUCAGCAGCAAAGUGACCAGUAGGAUCCCUGGACAUUCAGGUAUGGUCACAGCCAUGUGGAUGAAUGAGCAGUCUAGUUCCUUGAUAACAGGCGGAGAGGACAAGCACAUCAUCUUCUGGAAGCCUGAAUGAUAAAAUCAGGGCUUGAUAAGAUUGUAAACAUGUCUCCAAUAAACUCCCACACUUUACAGUUUUUCUCAAUUGCUAAGACAGUUCUUGAAUGUGUACUGUGUUUUCUCCAAAACACACAUCUUCAUACUUACACUGUUUUGGCCAAACCCUUGACUUUUGACGCAAAAUAAAACACUGUAAUCAAAACCUACCUUAUCAUUCAAAAUACACACAAAGCCCUCAAUAAAAUCAACCUUCUGAAUACCCUAUACACACUGCUGGGAGGAAUUGAAAACACUAUUAUAAAAAGCUUUUUAUGAACCAUUGACUAUAACGUGUCCCUGAAUUUUAGAUAUGUUCCACCUCAUGAGUUUGACAUUAUGUAAAUCAUAAAAAUUAUUUAAAAAUAUUACAGGAUGUUUAUUUUCUGUCUACAUUAUAAAGCAAUUGCAUUUUGUGCUUGUGUUACUGUAGUGGUCACAGCAUAAAAAUAGUAGUACUGUUAUAGUCAACAACACAAAUUAAUUACUGUAAUUUGGGGAACAAAGGCUAAGAAAACAAGGAAACAAACAAAGCAUUUUUUCACUUGGGUAACAGGGCUUCAGUACGCUACAGUAAUGUUCACUCUUGGUCAGCAUCCUGUCUCUGACCAGGGUCAGGCCAGAGAUUUUCAUCAACAUGACAGACAAUGUUUUCUCUAGCCAAACAGCAGGGAAAAAUGCCCUUGAAUGCCUGACCAUCCCUGACAAGACUCAACAUCAAUGUCCCCACAAGCCUCUUCCAUGGCUUGGAAAAGGUGGUUCUGUACAUACAUACAUACAUACAUACAUACAUACAUACAUACAUACAUACAUACAUACAUACAUACAUACAUACAUACAUACAUACAUACAUACAUAUAUACAUACUUCUGUAUGUACAUACAUCUGUCAUAGUGUGGCCAAAUCUCAUUUGAGAUUGUUGUUCUUCUUCCUCUUCCUCUGCCUCUUCCUCUCCCUUGUCCAUCUCCUGUCAUUCUGACAAUUCCUCUGAUAUUUGCAUCCAUGAUUUUAAAGUACAGGUGAGCUUACCUUUAUAUUCAUUCCAAACCCCUGAUUGCUCGUUGAGUAUUUGUUGAGUGCUUGUUAGUGUUUACACAUGGAUAAUUGGUUGUUAAGGGUGUUUGAAUUGUGCUGGUUUGAGUUUACUUAUCAAACGGCAGUGUUUUCUGAAUGACAAUGGUUAUAAUUGUGUCUUAAAAUGAGAGGUGUUUUUAGACUUUUGCAAAGAAGUGUGAAUGAACCUGAGAAAUGUCAAGAAGGGUAAAUUGUGUUUAAAGACUGGGGUACAUGGUCUUUCUGCUGGGAUUUGGCUGAAUGGUUUUGUGAGGAUGGCUUACACAUACCAUUUUUGUGUCUUAGCAAUCGAGAAAAAGCAGCAUAAUGUAUCUGUGUUAUUUGGCUAUGACCAAAGAGGCUAUACCAAUCUCUUAAAGUUAGUACAUAUGCAGGGUGGUAGACUCAUCUGAAGAAUACACUGCAUCAAACUCACAGGCGUCACAUUCUGAGUGGGGAUGGCAUAUAAAACCAAGCAGUUUUUACUUGGUUCCUGCUGCUGUGCAUUACAUUUGUGAAUUAAAACUGUCUCUCUCUGUCAUGAGCCAUGCUACCAUAGCUUAUAUUCUUUUAAUAAAAAAUAUAUAUAU
Hypomesus transpacificus is the source of this 4428-nucleotide messenger RNA. RefSeq names its product neutral sphingomyelinase (N-SMase) activation associated factor (gene nsmaf). NCBI's taxonomy places the organism in Eukaryota, Metazoa, Chordata, Actinopteri, Osmeriformes, Osmeridae. Gene Ontology annotation, molecular function: protein binding. The record is from RefSeq and is a predicted model, not a curated record. Bases 72 to 2765 code for a protein of 897 amino acids. The transcript has 31 exons.